UGUACCCGGUGUGUGGAAGUGUUCAGGUCUCUCACUCUGCGGGGUAACAAGCUGCCAUUAAAACCACAAAAGCCUUAAAAGUGCCAGACCAUGGGAGGUGCACAGAGUGUGGAGAUACCGGGCGGAGGCUCCGAGGGGUACCACGUCCUGCGGGUUCAGGAGAACUCGCCGGGACACCGAGCAGGACUGGAGCCGUUCUUUGAUUUCAUCGUCUCCAUCAACAACACCAGGCUGAACAAGGACAAUGACACCUUAAAAGACUUGUUGAAAGCCAGUGUUGAGAAACCAGUGAAGAUGCUGGUGUACUCCUCAAAGACCCUGGAGCUGCGGGAGUCUACCGUCACCCCCAGCAACCUGUGGGGGGGCCAGGGCCUGCUCGGGGUCUCCAUUCGCUUCUGCAGCUUCGAGGGAGCCAAUGAGAAUGUUUGGCAUGUGCUGGAAGUAGAGACCAAUUCCCCUGCAGCCCUCUCUGGCCUGCGGCCGCACACCGACUACAUCAUCGGAGCCGACACCGUUAUGAACGAGUCAGAGGACCUGUUCUCUCUGAUAGAAAGCCACGAGGGGAAAGGACUGAAGCUGUAUGUGUACAACACGGACACGGAUAACUGCAGAGAAGUGAUCAUCACACCCAACGGGGCCUGGGGAGGAGAGGGCAGUCUUGGAUGUGGGAUUGGCUACGGAUACCUCCACAGGAUUCCCACCAGGCCUUUUGAGGAGGGGAAGAAGAUCAGCUUCCCCGGAAGCUCCCCCAGUGAGCCCGUCAGUCCGCUGAAGGAUGGAUUCACUGAGGUCCAACUCUCAGCAGUGAGCCCUCCACCUGCUGCCCCCGCUGGCCUCGAAGAGUCCCUGUCGAGCCUGUCCAUCAGCACAGCCCCGCCCGCCAUGCCCAGGGAGCUGCAGACAGGUUUGCCUACGGUCCCUCUGCUCUCCUCCUCCACCGGCCACGCCCUCGGCCCUCUCACUCCACUGAAUCCCGCCGGCUUCAACCCCGCCACGAUACCAGGUGGCUUACCUCCGCUCCCUAACUUGCCCAACCUUAACCUGCCACUCCCAGACCUCAGUGCCAUGUCACUAGCAGGCAGCACCUUAACAUCAGGAGGAACAGUACCCUCUCUGGCAUCCCUCAACUUCCCCGGUCUGCCCCCCCUGCCUCUUCUACCCACCAUGCUGCCCUCCCAGCUGCCGCCUCUCCUCCCUCAGGGCGUGGUCCCCCUCCUGCCCCUCCUGCCCCUCCUGCCCCUCUCAGCCGCUGCCCCCACAGCCUCGGUCACGGUCACAGCGGCGCCGGCCACCGGGCCCGCCGUCGACCCCACGGUCCCGACGGAAGCUGCCUCCGCGGUCUCGCCGGCCCCGACGGAAACGACGCUAACGUCGUAAUAUGUCAAAGAAGGUUCCACUUGCCAUCAAACCAAAACACAUACCCGGUUACUCUCUCUCUCUCUCUCUCUCUCUCUCUCUCUCUCUCUCUCUGUCUCUGUCUGUCUGUGUUUUUCUAUUUAUUUGGCCAAGAGGGACAGGCAGACAGCUGCACCCGUUCAGACGCAGGUCGGCAUGUUUCAGGUAUGGGUAGGGAAGCUCGUUUGGAGCGAUGAAGGAUGAAUGGAUAUGGAGGACGGCUGUCGACUAAACCAACAUGUCUUUGUUACCAGAUGGCUCUGGAGCUAGUCCAAGACACUGUAUGAGGAGGACGAGGUCUACUCUCCGCUUGAUUUACGUCACACUUCUGCAGUUACAAGGAGUUUCCCCCCCCCCCCCCCCCUUUCAAAUCUGGCAAGCGCCUCUGUUCAGUUCAUGUAGAUGGGGCGGGAUGAUAAAUAGAGUUAAAAUCCCAACACGCAUCAUGAAUCUCUUUAUCAAUAAACUGAGACGAGCUCACAGGCCAGAGGUCAUUUACCUGGUCUCACUGGGAUAAAUCCAGACAAAGAUAUCAGAAGUGGGCCCACAGAAGAAAAGAAACAUUGUGCACUGCUGUAUUAAAAGAUAGAUAAACGUUAAUGUAAAAUAAAAAUUCAUCUUGUUACAUAUUUUUGAUCUUAUUGUCCAGCCCUAACAUGUAACCUUUUAUUAUUAGUUCAUAGGACCCCCGACCAAUAGAUACAUUUGAUUGACAUGUAUACAUGUUUUGUUCAAAGUGCUUUAUGACUGUCUACACCCAAUGAAUGAAUCUGUUAUUUUGCACCACCUUUUGUGUUUUGAAAAUUAUUAGUCUGUCCCUUUUUUUUUGUUUGUCUCCAUGGAUGCAGAAGUCCACCGUGUCCGUCUCUACCACACAGGGACGGUAGCCGCCUGAAGGCCGGGGCAGAGGGGUUACAGCAGCUACUGAGUCGAGUAUAUGUGCUCGCUGUUGGGUGAAACAUGGGUGCAGGGGUAUUAAUAUUUACACUUCUCCCCCUGUGGAUGGCUGAAGCGAAUUGGUAGGCAGUCGCAGUGACGCAGGACAACCACAAGGGGGUCACUGUAAAAUAACUUUCUGAUAACAUCCACACUGCAGUGCAAGCAAUAAAGCCAAAUUACUUUUA
Messenger RNA from Pseudoliparis swirei, 2519 nucleotides. RefSeq names its product Golgi reassembly-stacking protein 2-like. The coding region runs from base 91 to 1377 and encodes 428 amino acids. The record is from RefSeq and is a predicted model, not a curated record. Gene Ontology annotation, cellular component: Golgi apparatus. The transcript has 10 exons. Gene Ontology annotation, biological process: Golgi organization. NCBI's taxonomy places the organism in Eukaryota, Metazoa, Chordata, Actinopteri, Perciformes, Liparidae. Gene Ontology annotation, molecular function: protein binding.